Molecule: messenger RNA, 1648 nt
Organism: Syngnathus acus (greater pipefish)
Lineage: Eukaryota; Metazoa; Chordata; Actinopteri; Syngnathiformes; Syngnathidae
Gene: ppp1r3da
Product: protein phosphatase 1, regulatory subunit 3Da
Exons: 2
Coding region: 359-1282 (307 amino acids)
Biological process (GO): regulation of glycogen biosynthetic process
Cellular component (GO): protein phosphatase type 1 complex
Molecular function (GO): protein phosphatase 1 binding; glycogen binding
Source: RefSeq, a predicted model, not a curated record
GCUUCACCGUUAAAAAAAAACAGCGAUAGCGUAUAUCUGGAGCUGAAGAAGACAGCUACGAGAAAACAUGCUGUAUUUGUCUUAAACGUGGACCACCUAAUUUAAUAUCACUCAAUCUCCCAUAAAACACCAGUUCAUGUGCAGCUUCCUAAAAUGUUGCACGCUCCAUAACAAAUGGUUAUCGAAAGAAGCUGGAAUGGUGCAUUUUUCUUUUCUUGUUUGACGUUUAUGGGGCUAAAGUUACAGAUCAAGUCAUAUCGCCGAAACACACGGAAAUGAAGGAUCAAGUCGAGGCUGCAGCCUGAAACACAGAUCCGCGAUUGUUCUAUGGUGAGGAGGACACCAGCUCUCUGACACCAUGGACAGAGGGUGGUUUAUUGGACAAGAGAAGAUUCUGCCUACAACAUCUGUGCAGGAGACACAUUUGUCUAGCGCUGGUAGAGUUUUUUCAAAGCCCUGUUUAGCCAUCAAUCUGAAUGAGAUGCUAAGGCAAGUAAAAGACGAUGUGGAUAAGAGGCUGAUUCCCAUCCGCCCGCCAGGUCCUAGAGUGUCAACGCCAAGCACUCGGGACUUCCACUCUUUCUUGUGUGAACCCAUACCGAAAUCCAUCAUACGACGACGCUCACAGUCUCUGCCGCCUACCACAGAGAAGAGAAGGAAAUGCAGACAUGUUGGUGUACGGUUUAUUGACUCCCUGGGCCUUGACCUGGAGGAUAUCAAGUUUUUCAAAUCUGGAGACGAACCAUCCAUACCACAGCACGUCAGCUUUAGAUUGCUGAUGGCCGCAGAGUUGGCCGAUAGAAACCAGUUGGAGAUAUCCUUGCCUUACUUAAAACCACUUUUUGACCAACAGACCAGCGAUCAUCCAGGAUUUUUGCAUCGUCUCUACAAGCACAAAGUGUGUCUCGAGAGAGUCUUGUGUUUUGAAUUUGGUGUCAUCGGAAUUGCACAAGUGCUCAAUCUAGAUUUUGAAAAAGACGUAACAGCUCGCUAUUCAUUUACAGAGUGGAAGAGCUGUGCCGAAACUAAGGCCUCAUGGGUCUCUACUAGCACUAAGAUCUGUGAAGGACGAGGUCAACUCACUUGUGAUACGUUCCGUUUCCACUUGCCUGUCCCUCCAUUCCUGCAGCCUGGGGCAAUGUUAGAAUUUGCCAUCAAAUAUGAGGUUUGUGGAGACGAAUACUGGGACAAUAAUCAUGGAGAAAAUUACAAGUUAGUUUGCCAUAACUACAAGCACACUGUGCCCAAAGAAUGUGAGCAUAGCAUGGUUCACUUUUUUUAAGAUGUUGCCCCAAAAAUGAAAAGCACACUUAUUGAAAAUUAUUACUUCCUUGUGAUAUUGACUGUUCAUUUUGUGUAAUAAAUAAAUAAAUAAAUAAAUAAACAACAAUUUAAUUUCUUUUACACCUAGACUCUGAAUGAUUCAGUUUUGAAUCUGGGAGGAAUCAACACUAACAGGAAAUGCAUCUAUAUUUAUCUGCAUCUUCCAGGCUAACCUAUGUCCUUGUAUAUUCCAGUGUUUUAUUUGCACAAGAAAGCACAUGAAUGUUUGGACUUGCAUUGGAAAUGAGGUUGACAAAAUGUCAAUGUAUCUAUUUCCCAAAAGCACUUUUUUCCCAUCUGUAUUUCACACUUAAGACACCUUAUU